Molecule: messenger RNA, 5492 nt
Organism: Hypanus sabinus (Atlantic stingray)
Lineage: Eukaryota; Metazoa; Chordata; Chondrichthyes; Myliobatiformes; Dasyatidae
Gene: spock2
Product: SPARC (osteonectin), cwcv and kazal like domains proteoglycan 2
Exons: 10
Coding region: 79-1305 (408 amino acids)
Molecular function (GO): calcium ion binding; protein binding
Source: RefSeq, a predicted model, not a curated record
UGUGAUUGGAAAUAUAAUCAGCUCGCAUUUCUCGACAGCCAACCUGCGGAAUAAGUCGCAUCAGUGCGGCCUCGGACAAUGUUGCAGACGCUGAACUUGCUCCUGAUCCCCCUGCUACUGGCGGCGGCGGACAAGGAGAGUCAGGAGAAAGGGGCAAAGAACGGGAAUUUUUUGGAGGAUGAGCAAUGGCUGUCCAGUGUCUCCCCGUACAGCCAGCAGAUCAGAAAUUGGAACCGAUUCAGAGACGAUGAUUACAUCCGAACGUGGGAUCAGAAUCAGGCCUUUGAUGAGGCGCUGGACCCCACCAAGGACCCCUGUCAGAAGGUGAAGUGCAGCAGACACAAAGUGUGCAUCUCCCAGGGGCAGCAGAGGGCCAUGUGCAUCAGCCGCAAGAAACUACAGCACAGAAUCAAACAGUCGUCCGUGGAACAAGUGGAGCGUCCCUGCAAGCCAUGCCAGUCAGCUCCAGUGUCUCCUGUUUGUGGCACAGACGGGCACACAUACACUUCCCAGUGCAAACUCGAGCUGCAGGUAUGCCUGACUGGGAAACAGCUUACCCAACAGUGUGCAGGCAACUGCCCGUGUCCAGCAGAGCACAUGGCAGCCUCUGAUCCCGGCAACAAGCCAGCUGGAUGCACAGGGCAGGACCUCGCAGAUCUUGGCGACCGACUCAGGGACUGGUUCCAACUGCUGCAUGAAAACGCCAAACAGAACAGCUCAGGCAGGAACACGGAUGGUGUGGUGGACAAGAACUUGGUGGCCAGCUGCAGGGAUUCGAUUGGCUGGAUGUUUUCCAAGCUGGAUACGAACGUGGACAUGUUCUUGGAUGAGACAGAGCUUGCAGCGAUCAACCUGGAUAAAUAUGAAGUCUGCGUGAGACCGUUCUUCAACUCCUGUGACACCUACCGGGAUGGGCAGGUUUCCAUGGCCGAGUGGUGUUUCUGCUUCUGGAGAGAAAAGCCCCCCUGCCUGGUUGAGCUGGAAAAGAUCCAACUGCAAGAGGCAGCACAGAAGGUGCCUGGUACUUACAUUCCAAGCUGUGAUCAGGAUGGAUACUACAGGAAGCUGCAGUGUAACACCUACUUUGGCGAGUGUUGGUGCGUCGAUCACCAAGGCAUUGAGGUGGCAGGAAGCCGUGUGAAAGGAAACCCUGACUGCGAUGACGUGAUUAGUUUCUCGGGAGACUUUGGCAGCGGAGUUGGAUGGGAGGACGAGGAGGAGAAGGAAGCCGAGGAGAACGCUGAAGAAACAGAGGAGGAGGAGGGUGAAGUUGGGGAGGCUGACGAUGAUGGCUACAUUUGGUAGAAAAGCAACAGCUACUGCAAGCCCUCCCAGCCGUUCAACACAUAUUCCUCACUCUUCAUACUUUGACUGAUAAUUAUCUCAUCCACUGUCCCACAGUGUACAUGAUCACCAGUGACAUCCCUGGCACCAGUGAGUACAUCAUUGACACUAUUAACUGCACUAUUUCAUGUGACUGAUUUAUCACAGUAAUAUCAAGAAAAGCACGAGACCAUCAGUGAGUGACCCUACUCACCACAGUAGAGUUGCCAACCACAGCCCAAAGCAUGAGUAGGGAGGGGGUUGAAUGAGGGACUCUGCUGUGGGAAAUAUGAUCAAAGUAUUGUAAUAGUGAGAUCAGGAAAAUACAGACAAAAUGCUGGAGGAACUCAGCAGGUCAGGCAGCAUCUGUGGAAAAGAAUAAACAGUCGACGUUUGGGCUGGCACUCUUCAUCAGGUCUGAAACAUGUUGCCCGAUCGUCGACUGUUUAUGCAUCUCCACAAAUGCUGUCUGACCUGUUGAGUUCCUCCAGUGUUGCGUGUGUGUAUAUGUGUGUGGCUCUGGAUUUCCAGCAUCUGUAGAAUGUCUUGGAGUGUUCGAGAUAAGGAACAGCUGUCUCAUUCUGAAGUAGCAAUAGCUGAGCGUACAGUGAAUUAUUUGCGCCGCGUGUCCCUUGCUAGUUGCUCCUCACAUUGACAUUCCCCCCCCCCACCACCCCAGCAGGCUGUCUCUCACCUCACUUUACACUGGAAGUUGCUUUAUGAAUUUUUAUUAAUGUUUGUAAAUUCCCGGUUCAGGCCGUGUAGCAUUGCUAAAAGUUGUACACCUGUGGCGGAGAGAGGAAGCAGCUACAGGGUGUCUACACCCCCCAGCCCCAGGGAAAUUUACAACCACCAAAGGCUGGGGAAAAGCAGCAAUCACAGCACAUUGAGGUGAAAAUUUGACUUUGGCCAUGACUGCUAUACAGAUGUGUCAGUGGAACAGGUUAAUGGCAGGGACACCGUCAACGUAACUAGCCUGUUUGGCAUAAGCAGUCAAAAAAACCGAUUGCUGCCACGCGUGAAGAAUGUAGGGAUGGCAAGACUAGUCCUGGGAGCCUUGGCAUGAGGAUUGAGUCUUGGGUUUUGAAGCUGGCAUCUGGUCCAGUGGUAGGUGCCACCCAGUGAUAAUGCAUUCAGCAUAGGGCAGGAUAACUGGGCAGGCACUGUUAAUGCUUUGUUUUGGGAAUGGCUUGAUUUUCUCUCUAGAAGCAAUUUGAGACCAACUAAAGCAUUGGAAAGGUUUGACUCAAAAAUAAAUUCCAAAGUGAAACAUUAUCCUCAGCAGAGCACAGAGUGUGUUGACAAACACACAGUUUAAUGUCAGUCAUUCGUGCUGGAAGGCUAGGCAGUAUGGAUGUACACAAGUAUUGAAGAGCGCUGCAGUUGUUGGUAUUGUGUUAGUGAAAUGUUUUAUUGGUGCUUGUGCCCAGUGUUAAAUUGACCUUCACACACAAUCUACCUACUUCUUCUCCAUACAUCCCAUUGAAAAGACUACCAGCAAAAAUCAUACACGGUUGGUUGGUAACAAUGACUGUCUAAUUCAAUAGGUACUUAAAAAGAGGGCAUACUCUCAUCUCUGUCUGUCUGUCUCUCUCUCUCUCUCUCUCUCUCUCUCUCUCUCUCUCUCUCUCUCACACACACACAACUUUGCAUACGUGUGUACUCAUAAUCUUAAAAUUACACACUUAAAUGUACUUUCACAGACAUUCUCAUAUGCAUGCACACAAUGCACCCAUGUACACACACAUUCUUAUCUGUAUCUAGUUGCUUGCAAGCUAUUUCUCCACAAGUGUUAACUGAUGGAUAACAGAGGACUGUUACUCAAGACCAAUGAAAAAGGGAAAACUCCUGAGCUGCAGGUAAGACUCUGGCAAGUAAAAUGGCCCCGUUCCUGCUCCUCCAUUCACCUGGAUGUCCUGUGUGAAUUACAAAAUCUUUUGUUGUUAGUUGCAGUAGAGUUCCUUGGGAUGUGCUGACACUCACACACAAAGCAGUAUAGAAACUGCCCUGUCUUGCGGGAUUGUUUAUUUCACCCAGCACAGGUACACUGGGUGAAAUACUGAUAACACAAAGACUAGGAUGAUCACCAUGAGCCAUUCAAGAGGAAGUAUUACAGUGAGUUGGAGGAAUGGAAGAUGUGGGGCCAUGGGUUCAUAGGAUUCUGUUGGAAAGAUAAGCAAGAAAUCCUUAAUUAUCUUAAUGCCAACUAUUCUGUAUGCUGUCAUUGUAAGCAUACACUGACACACAAAAGCGACCCCCCGUAUGCUGAUCUGACCCCUCCCUCUCAUAUUUUGCACCCCCCCACUCAUAUCCACAAUCCACAUGUGUUGACCUCCACUCACACAGGCUUUUGUGCUGAUUCUUAAGUUCACGCUGGCCCAAACAGUGAUCUGCAUAUACUAAUCGACCCUUAUCCUGACCUCCCAAAUCACUGGCCUUCACCUAAACAAAUUGCAGAUGCUCGGGGUACAUGGGGGGGGGGGGGGAGAGCUCCAGCCUCCAGAAACUGACUUUAAUUGGGUUUGUCAUGUGCACGGUCACAAGGGGGUCCUGAAAGUUUCCCUCUCCCUUUGGAUCACGGUGUAAGUUGCCUAAUGUUACCCCUGGUUAAACUUUACUCCCGAUUUCAUUGGAGACAAGUCAGGAGCAGCUUUGCAUGUUUGGCUCAGUGAAGAUUGCCUGCUUUACGGUCUCGUUCAAACGUAAAGGUUCCCUCAGCUGUUUUCCACUGCUGGCCUCCCAAAUGUCUGAAAGUGUAAAUUCACAAAAAUACCGUCAAACAUGGUGCAACAGUACUCUUUCAUCGGUAUGGAUUGUUACUAAAUCAGAGGAAUUGAAAGCAAGAUCAUUCUGGUCACGACAUAAGCUGCUAUCUCUUUGUUAUCCAAGCACUUUUCCUGAAAAAUGAUUGAGUGAGUUGUGCGUUUGCUUGGGCUGACCAGUUUAAAUUGACCGACACUGUUCCUCCAUCUCCCGCUAACAUUUGCUUUAUAUUCAUGUGAUUUGUAGUACGGAGCACUGACAGCCGCGCACCUGGCCUGCUGAAACCAUCCUCUUGACCGUAGCAUUCUCAACACCCUCCAAUUAAUUAACUAUCUCCAUUUUUAUACUUCACUUCUCCAUGUGGGUGUGACAACUUUUGCGUUGUGUGUGCGUGUGAUGUGACUAUGGGUCCUGUGUAGUUCAAAUUCAUAAGUGCAAGUCAUUUGAAGAUCGGGUAUUUUAGAGUGGUGUGAUAUUAUUCACCACUGUGGAUUAGUAGUUCUCUCAAAGCUGUAGGAUUGAGUACAGAGAGUACUAAGUACAUUUAGUGUUGUGUUUAGAGAUAUUAGCACUGAUUGAGAUAUGGGGAGGAACUAAAGAGCUUCUUAAGGUUUGGAGAGAAAAUGGAUCAACAGUUAAGAAUGGGGGAAUGGGUCCAUAACAGAAUAAUCAUACCUGGACUUAAUCUUAAGGAACAAAUGCCUAUGUUCUUGCUUAAGAUUUUAUUGUGUUCUUUGUAUAUAAAGGGAAAGGUGAACACUUAAGAUAUGGCUAAACAUUAGGGUUUAGUUCUCUUUCUGGUAUAAAAAUCCAUUUUAAUAUUAACACAACUGAAAAGGCAAACACAGCAGAGUCUACAUCCACAUGCAACUGUUGUCUGUCGAUCAAUGGUUAAAGGAAGUUACUGCAAAAAAAUGUUGACAGUAACGUUAUGAUUGCAUGCCUGACUUUCAAAGGAGCAAAUGUGCAAUACAUCUCCGCUGAAACUGUAUGACCAACGUGUAGCACAAUGUAGAGGGUGCAAUGUCAUGUCAAGGAGUAGUUUGAAGUAGAGUGCAGCCCCACUCCUGCACAGUAUAGAGAUAUUUAGGGAAUGUGGGUUGGGGGGAGGAGCAGGUGGAGGGGUCAGAGGAACACCCUACACUAAUAUCACAAUAUGGUUGUGAGGAGUUCUCUCUGACUCCCUUGUGUAGACCAUUGAGAUAAUCCAUAAUGCUCUAAUAAUCUGUAUGUAGAUCAAUCUCAGUCUCAUAUUUCAUUCACUGGAUAGAUUAAUGUAUGCCUUGAGGUUCAUGGGAUUUACCCAGAAUGUAUAAAUCUUGUUGUACUGAAUGUUAACUGCUUGGAGAUGUCUUAUUCUCAAUAUUUACAUUGUAUUUGAUAAUAAAAUAACCCAUUUAUCCGAA